This is a messenger RNA of Paramecium tetraurelia, 543 nucleotides long. RefSeq lists its product as uncharacterized. The transcript has 4 exons. The record is from RefSeq and is a predicted model, not a curated record. NCBI's taxonomy places the organism in Eukaryota, Ciliophora, Oligohymenophorea, Peniculida, Parameciidae.
AUGAAACCUAUUAAAAUAAAAAAUAACGAAAAUGAAAAUCCAUUACCAAUGAGAUCUAAGUUAAAAAGAAUCAAUAUCGCUUCAGAAUUAUUUGACAAUCCUGUACAAUUUAACAUCUCUCCUUUAAGGUUGAAGGUUGAGAAUGAUGCACAAUAAUACCUGGAAGCGAUUAAAUCCAAUCGUAAAAGAAAGAGCUAAAAGUUGGAAGACACAGAUUUUGGGGCCUGGUAAGAUUAAAGAUACAUGUAACCAAAUUCCAAUUAAUAUCGGUAAUCUUUUAAAAAGGAAUAAAAGAGUUGUUAGUUCAAGAUUAGACAGCAAUCACCUAAAAUUUAACAAUAAAAUAAAAUAACUAAUAAGAUUAUACAAUAUCCAUUGACAGGUUAUUUAGAAAGGAAUUUAAAUCAGUUUUUUUAAAAAGACAAAUAUUUUAAAAUUAUUUAGAAUAUGACUGGAGCAACCCAUAGAAAAAAAACUAAGAAAAUAAUUCCAAAUAGCACUUAAAAUAGCAGAGCAUAAUCGUCAUUAUCAUUUUAACUAUGA